Molecule: messenger RNA, 988 nt
Organism: Xenia sp. Carnegie-2017
Lineage: Eukaryota; Metazoa; Cnidaria; Anthozoa; Malacalcyonacea; Xeniidae
Exons: 2
Coding region: 170-988 (272 amino acids)
Source: RefSeq, a predicted model, not a curated record
ACCAAGUAAUAAAAUCUAUAGUGGGAAUAUCUGUAAUCUGAUUGGUUGAGAGUAGCUGUGAACACACUCAAACGUUAAACAACAUCUUGUCGGGCUCAUUUUCAAAAGCGUGACUUGAAUUUUGAGCUUUCGAAAUAUACGUUCGGAAAUCGUGAUAACUUACAUUACAAUGGCUUCGGCUAAUGAAAUCGAUAUAAUAAGUGAACUACAAAAGAAACCCUUUUCUGUUCGACAAUCAGGCGAGCAAAAUAUACUCGUAAAGCAGCGGCCAAUUCCAAAUUUACAAGCGACUACAGGCAAUAGAAGCUUUCAGGAAAGUUGGUACUCGAAGAAAGAUUGGCUUUGUGGUAGCUCAGAAAAGAAUGCAUUGUUCUGUUGGCCUUGUCUUUUAUUUUGCCCUGGAUCGUCAUCUUCAUGGACGCAGACGGGAUUCAAAAACAUGAAGAAUUUCCUAUCCGAUUGUAAGAAGCAUGAGAAGGCAAAAUCGCACAUGGGUGCCUACAAGACCUGGAAGACCUACGGUUUUCAGCCUCGUAUCGACUGUAUCAUGUCACAAACUAGACGUGAAGAGAUUCAGCGUCAUAACGAGGAGGUUGAUGAGGCAACUGAUGUUUCUACCAAAGAACAAUUGAGUGUAAUUGUUCAAAUGGACAAAGGGGAAAGUGUCAUUGAAAGACAGCUUGGGUUUGUUGAUGUUAGUUGUGAUAGGACUGCAACUGCUAUAUCAUCAGUAGUUAAGGGUGAGUUAAGUCAAUACAAUAAUGUGAAAGAGAAAUUUAUUGGACAGACUUAUGAUGGUGCAUCUGUUAUGUCUGGUCAUCUCAAUGGUGUUCAAGCUCAAGUUCAGCAGGAUUAUCCUUAUGCUCAAUUUGUUCACUGUGCUGCCCAUAGACUAAAUCUAGUAUUAUGUCAAGCUGCAUCCUCCAUCUCACCUGUUAAGAUUUUCUUUGUUAAUAUUAGUGCUUUCUGCACCUUUACUAGCAAUUAA